UGAUCACCCCCGGAAGCGCGAUGGACCAGUCCGGCUGUGGCGGAGUUGGAAGUAGAGAACCGUUCCUAGAAUUAUGGCAAAAUCUGGGCGGGGGCUGGAUUCCGAGAGCAUAGCUGCAGCCACUGUGCUAAAGCGAGCGGUGGAGCUAGAUUCCGAGUCCCGAUACCAGCAGGCUCUGGUGUGUUACCAGGAGGGGAUUGACCUGCUCUUGCAAGUUCUGAGAGGCACCCAAGAUGAUGCAAAGAAAUGUAAUCUUAGAAAAAAAAUUUCUGGCUACAUGGACAGAGCAGAAAAUAUAAAGAAAUACUUGGAUCAAGAAAAAGAAGAUGGAAAAUAUCACAAGGAAAUCAAAAUAGAGGAGAAUGCAACAGGUUUCAGUUAUGAGACACUUUUUCAAGAAUACCUUAAUGAAACAGUUAAAGAAGUUUGGGUAGAAGAUCCCUACAUUAGACAAACUCAUCAGCUGUAUAACUUUCUUCGCUUUUGUGAGAUGCUUAUUAAGGGACCAUGUAAAGUAAAAACGAUUCAUCUUCUCACCUCCCUGGAUGAAGGCAGUGGGAAACAGCAGCAAAUUUGUGGCCUGAAAGAAAUAAAAGAGUCACUCAGGAAUCAUGGAGUGCUGUUGGAAUUAGAAUACUCUUCUUCAAUACAUGACCGAGAAAUUAGGUUCGACAAUGGAUGGGUGAUUAAGAUUGGAAGGGGACUGGAUUAUUUUAAGAAACCACAGAGUCGUUUCUCCCUUGGAUAUUGUGACUUUGAUUUAAGACCAUGUCAUGAAACAACAGUGGAUAUUUUUCAUAACAAGUACACCAAAAAAAUAUGAUGGGUAGUUGUUUAUUUACAUUGUAUAUUUUUAUUUUGAGUGAAUUUUUUUUUCCUUUGGACAGAUCAUUCCUGUAAUGUGUGACUUUAACAAUAAAUUUAUACAUUUCUACU
Molecule: messenger RNA, 936 nt
Organism: Artibeus jamaicensis (Jamaican fruit-eating bat)
Lineage: Eukaryota; Metazoa; Chordata; Mammalia; Chiroptera; Phyllostomidae
Gene: MITD1
Product: microtubule interacting and trafficking domain containing 1
Exons: 7
Coding region: 74-823 (249 amino acids)
Biological process (GO): midbody abscission
Cellular component (GO): midbody
Source: RefSeq, a predicted model, not a curated record